CCAUCGUUGCCUACACAGCCACCACUGUGGCUCGUCGGUGAGCAAUCUUGGGUUGUUCAGUACACGAUGAUGAACACCACAGAGGAUUGGAAAUCAUUGUGGCCAAUCUCUUCGGUCCAUUCUCCGCCGCUUCUCCUCUCCCCUGCCACCACAACCGCCGCCUCCAGACAAAUUGGACCUGUCAUCUUUAAACCACAAACCCACAACCAUCUGUUCACUUCAUCUUCCGUUUCUCCUCACAUCCCUCCUUUCCCAAACCUCUCUCUCUCUAGAUUCCUCUAUACAUCCUCUUCUCUCCUCCCUUCCACCACCACUUCUAUUGCCUCACAACUAUUCUCCUCUUCGUUCAACCCCGAUCGACUUUUGGCCCACAAUUCCCUUCAGUUGCUGAGAUGCCCUGGUACAAAUUCCACUCUCGCAUUCUUUCCCACCGGUUCCAACUCCGAUCAAGUGGGGUUUGUCAUAUUGUCUGUUGAGAAUUCCCAAUUGACGGUGAGAGGAGCUUAUGGUGAAAAUGAAUUUCUUACUUCGAAAAAUGCAUUGACUCAUCGGAUUGUCAAGAUUUCUGCAAGCCCGCUUGCUGAUUGUGAUUGUACUUCAGGUGAUCUUUGUGAUUCUACCAUUGGGUACUUGUUGGUUUCUACGUCUUAUUCUCUUCAUUACUACAGUGUUAGAAUCAGAAAGGAGGGUUCUGGUAGAAUCACACCUGGGUUGGAGUUAUUGGGUAACAAGUUGUUCAAAAGUUCUGCAAUUGUACAUGCUUGUUGGAGUCCACAUUUGCCUGAAGAGAGUUUGGUGUUGCUAGAGAGUGGUGAUUUGUUUUUAUUUGAUUUGGAUUCUUGCUCUGAACCCUCGAUAUCAUCUCUGAGGUUGACCGGAAAGAAAGUAAAAGUUUUAUGGGAUCAGUCUCUUUUUAAUGAGAAAGGUGGGUGGUUGAGCUGUGAUUUCAGUUGGCAUCCAAGAGUUCUGAUUGUUGUUCACUCCAGUGUUGUUUUUCUUGUUGAUUUAAGGUCUGAGAAAUACAAUGUCAUCCCUUUGUUGAAACUUGGCUCAGAGCAUGUAGAGGAUGAUAGAUUCGUUGCAUUCUCCAUUGCUGCUCCUGAUCGUUUCUAUUUCACUCUGGCUUCAAAGCACAUGCUUUUUCUUUGUGAUUUACGAAAACCGAUGGUUCCACUUUUACGUUGGGCUCAUAAUGUUGCUAACCCAAGCUAUAUUGUUGUUUCUAGUUUGUCUGAACUGAGGUCACUAUCUGAAGAUGUUACAUUCAGCUGGGCUUCUGAAGCCGGUUAUGGUAUUAUAUUGGGGUCCUUUUGGAACUCUGAGUUUAGCCUUUUUUGCUAUGGUCCAGAUGUUAGAGAGUCUGUUUCUUCUGAAAUAUCUUCUUGUGGUAAAUCUUUUUAUGCCUGGGGACUCCCUUCUGAUCUUUCACUCGUCACCCAUGAAUGUGGUUGUGGUAGUUGCAUUGUAAAAGAGGAGUUUUCUAAGGAUAGGUUUCCUCAUUGGAUUAAUUGGCAACAGAAGAAAGAAUUUGUUUUGGGUUUCGGCAUUCUUGCCAAGGAAAUCUCUUCUCAGUUGUUUGAACCUGAUAGGUUUGGUGGGUUUACUCUCAUUACAAUGACAUCUUUGGGGAAUUUCGAAUCACAUAGAUAUUCCGCCUCAUGGGACUAUUCACAAACUUCACAAAAGGGCCACACUGACCAAGCUUUGGAUUUAGAAGAUUCUCUAUUGUAUGACACAAGUGAAGAGGGAUACAAGUUCCGUAAGGUUUUUGGAUAUUUGAAACUUGAAUGGCUUAAUGGAUACUUAAAGUCUGAUCUUGGCCAAAUUUUGAGUAGAGAACUAAUUAAAACCCCUGACAAUGAGAGUGCAAACAAGGCUUAUUUUGGGGAGGAUUUCCAUGAAAAUAUAUGCCAAAAGUUACAGAUGUUUAGUUCCGGUGGAUCUCAUUGGUCUCUAGAAAUUCUUGAUGUGUUCAAAGAGAUUGGCUUGCCAACCAGCGCACAUGAGAUCGCUUUAAGGAGUUUAUGGGCAAAUUUGCCAAAGAAAGUUUUACGAUUUGGCUUCUCUACCUAUUCAGAUCUUCUAGUCGUUCCUAAGAACCUAAAGCAAGCACCCUUUGAGUUCUUGGAAAUUCCAUGCCACCAACCUCACUUACCACCUUUUUUCUUUCGAUUUCCCUCAUUCCGCAGUAGUAAAUGGUCGGGAAAACAUAAGCCCAGUGAUUCUUUAGUAGGACCUCUUCUUCCCAUUCCGUUUCUGAUGACUUUUCAUAAAGCCCACAUGUUAAGAGCAGAUAACAAGUGUGCUGACAUGGAAAUUGACCUCAAGUGUGAGGAAGUAAUGAGGGUAGCUAACGAAGUUACUGCAUUACAAUCUGAAAGAUGUAAUGACCAUGCUGUUUCUCUUGCUGAUGACAAUGAAGAUAUGUUUCACAGUUCUCAAAAUCUACAAUCAUUUGCUUCAUAUAAGCCUGUUGCAUUCUCUAGUAAGUUGUCAAUGGAGGAUUUUGUUUUCGAGGAUGAGAAACAUACAAAUCUACUUUUUAGAGUUGGUCAAAAGGAUGAGAAAGAGAUUUUUGAUUCAGAUUGCCCUUUGAAAUUUAAAUUUGAUAAACAAGCCACAAGUUUUGGGCCAAAAGAAAUGAAAGCAUACAAAUUACUGAAGAGGCAAUAUUCAAAUUUCAAAGGAGGUUUUAGUAGUUACCAAGACUAUAUGACUAAGUCUAACCUCCACAAGUAUCAGUUGGAUGUGGGCGAAAUACAAAUAGCACAUCUGGAUACGGGUGCCGGAAAAACAAUGAUAGGCGUCAUGAUCAUCAACAAAGUUGCAGUUUCUAUUAAAAAGAAACCAUCUGAAAAGAAAUCAAUGGUUUUCUUGGCCCCAAUCCGUAAUCUUGUUGAGCAGAGGCUAAGGUGAACGUUGGUAGAAAAUAAAGACGAAAACAAGGUUGAUGAAUGGAUUCUGCCUUUUGGGAACGGAAGAGGGAUGAGAAUCAUGUGUUUCUUUGGCUGAAUACUGUGGAGCACAAAUAGCAGCACUUGAAAGCUUAUUGGAUUUUUUGGUAGUAGUAUGUCAUUUUUUACAAGAUUAACCCUUGACUUGAAAGUUCGUUUGUGAUACGAAACUUGAUGGUAACAACGAUGAGUUAAAGUCGUGCUGUUAAUGUUCAGAUUUACACAUUAUGCAGCUGGACAGAGCUGAAGAAUGUGCCAAAAAACUGAAGCUGGAUGUUUUGCAAUUCUUUCUUACAACAAACAGAACAAACCUCGAGAUUCAAAUCCCGGUUUUCCACCGCAGUUUGAGGAACGAGAUGCAAAGUAAUUACCGGUGAAAAGCAUGAGGUGCAAAAUAAUUGCAUUGAUGAACCGGGCCUUUUGUGUGUUUAGUAUACCUUUGCUGGAAGCUUUGUUCAUUAUAUGCCCAAAUGCAAAGAUGAUGGUUCAAGAGAGACGAAAUAGAGAUGUAUUGUGUUGUAUUACGUACAUACAUGCACG
Messenger RNA from Cynara cardunculus var. scolymus (artichoke), 3494 nucleotides. RefSeq lists its product as uncharacterized. The record is from RefSeq and is a predicted model, not a curated record. Gene Ontology annotation, cellular component: fibrillar center. The transcript is spliced from 5 exons. The coding region runs from base 67 to 2916 and encodes 949 amino acids. Lineage: Eukaryota; Viridiplantae; Streptophyta; Magnoliopsida; Asterales; Asteraceae. Gene Ontology annotation, biological process: transcription by RNA polymerase I. Gene Ontology annotation, molecular function: RNA polymerase I core promoter sequence-specific DNA binding.